GCAGCUCGCAAUAACCUCACCAGCUGUCAGAUGGCCACUGAUCUCGCCUGAGCCCAGCGGUGGAAAGCAGGCCUGGUCACAAAAAGGAGCCUGGUGGCCAGGAAAGAAACCUGAGAAAUAGGUUGCCCAGCACCUGCCCGGGCGGGGCCUCCUGGCUUCCUUUUCCUUCUGCUGGUUCUCUGCACCCAAGGACACCUUUAGCCUCAUUUCCUGACUUUACAGCCUCGCCUGCGGUGCUGCCUGAGCGGGGGACAGGCAGGAAUGCAGCAGAUGGGACUCGCGCUCCUUGCCUUGGCUGCCUGGGCUGCUCUUCGCCCCUCCGCAGCCAUACUCCCCAUCGCCUCCAGCUGCUGCACUGCGGUUUCCCAUCACGUCCCCAGGCGGCUGCUGGACAGAGUGCACGCGUGUCGCAUCCAGAGAGCUGAUGGGGACUGCGACUUGGCGGCGGUCAUCCUCCAUGUCAGGCACCGGAGGAUCUGUGUCAGCCCGCACAGCCACACUGUUAAGCAGUGGAUGAAAAAGCAAGCAGCCAAGAAACAUGCCAACGGCCACGCUUGCCACACGAAGAAGCACCACGGCAAGAGGCACAGCCAAGGGGCACAUCCGGGGAGACCGGGCACGCGGCCCCCAAGCUCCGUGUCGGAGAGCGAGCCAGCGGACCUGUGAACAGAUUCCUGCCGGGAAUGUGGCCGGGGCUGGGUAUGCAUUGAUCAUGGGAAUGUUCCUUCUUGGGAACCAAGAGGGCAAAAAGCCCAAUGAUACAGUAUGCCAACGUAGCCAAUAAUACACUCAACUGAGAAAUGAC
Molecule: messenger RNA, 805 nt
Organism: Myotis daubentonii (Daubenton's bat)
Lineage: Eukaryota; Metazoa; Chordata; Mammalia; Chiroptera; Vespertilionidae
Gene: CCL28
Product: C-C motif chemokine ligand 28
Biological process (GO): immune response
Cellular component (GO): extracellular region
Molecular function (GO): chemokine activity
Source: RefSeq, a predicted model, not a curated record